Cucumis sativus (cucumber) is the source of this 1337-nucleotide messenger RNA. RefSeq lists its product as hypothetical. The transcript is spliced from 8 exons. Lineage: Eukaryota; Viridiplantae; Streptophyta; Magnoliopsida; Cucurbitales; Cucurbitaceae. The record is from RefSeq and is a predicted model, not a curated record. Bases 191 to 1060 code for a protein of 289 amino acids.
UUUGCCUAUAUAAACCCCUUUAACCCUCCCUUUCUCUUCCCCCACUCGCUCCAUUCUUCAUUGUUUCUUAAGGAGAAGAGCAACAACCUUUUCUUUCUUUGGCCCUCUUUCUGUAAUAACCUUCUUCUCUUGUUCCCUCAUUCUUCUUUUGCUCUUGCCAUUUCGUUCCUAGUUGGAUUUCUAAAUCAAAAUGGAAUACGAGAACCGGUUCAGGCAGGCUCAGAGACCAAAAUAUGAUUGUCUUCUUUUUGAUUUAGAUGACACUCUGUAUCCCUUGAGUUCUGGCAUUGCAGCUUCGUGCCUUCAGAAUAUCAAAGAUUACAUGGUUGAAAAACUGGGGAUAGAGCAGAGUAAAAUCCCUGACCUGUGCAAUUUACUGUACAAGAACUAUGGAACAACCAUGGCAGGUCUCAGGGCAAUUGGCUAUGAUUUUGAUUAUGAUGAGUACCACAAGUUUGUUCAUGGAAGACUUCCUUAUGAUAAUCUAAAGCCCGAUCCUGUUCUAAGGAAUCUUCUGUUGAACCUGCCUUAUAGGAAAGUUAUCUUUACAAAUGCUGACAAGAUCCAUGCAGUUAAAGUUCUUAAAAAACUUGGAUUAGAAGACUGUUUUCAAGGCAUUAUCUGCUUUGAAACCCUGAAUCCAACCAACAAGAAUUUUGUUUCAGUCGAUAAAGAUGAAAUGAAUCCAAUCCCAUCUGACUCGAAAAUUUUUGACAUCAUUGGCCACUUUCUUCAUCCCAAUCCUGGGACGGAAUUACCAAAAACUCCCAUCAUUUGCAAACCAUCAGAGGCUGCCAUUGAAAGAGCUCUCAAAAUUGCAGGCCUCAACCCUCAGAGAACUCUGUUCUUUGAAGAUAGUGUUCGAAACAUACAAGCUGGGAAACGUGUUGGGCUCGACACCGUCUUGAUUGGCACUUCACAGAGAGUUAAAGGAGCAGAUUAUGCCUUGGAAAGCAUCCACAAUCUAAGGGAAGGAAUACCUGAGCUUUGGAAUGUUGAAAUCAAAUCAGAAAUGGGUUAUGCUGGCAAAGUUGGAGUUGAAACUUCAGUGACAGCUUAGAACUACAACAUCCUUGUUAGGUUCUUCAAAUCCUUCCCCCAAAAAAUAAUGAAAGAAAAACACAAGAAAAGGGGAAAUCUUCCGCCUCCAGUUUCACUGGGCAGCUGUUGUAAAUAAGCAUUUUGAUUAUGAGAGUAAAGUUCAUAAGUGUAAUCUUUUCUGUUUUUCUACAAUCACUUAAUUAACAAAAUCAUUGAAAAAAAUCACUAAAAAAGAUGUUGCCAUCUAUAUUAGAUGAAUAAAACACAGAGUUCUCAUACUCUCCACUAAUUUUCUA